CCCCAAUGUUAUUGACACCCUCUCCUUAUCAGCUGAUUAGUGAUUGAAAAAUGACAUCUGCAGACUUCCAGUUUUCACCUAUCUUUCAACCGUCAGACAAAAUGAAGGAAGACUUUGAAGAACAUGGGUAUAUUAUGGUAAGAAAACUUCUUGACAAAGACGAGCUAGAGAAAGUAAAGGUGGCACUUGAAGACAAUGAUGCAAUCAGAAAGCAUGCUUUUGGGGUUGCAGAUGGCAAAGGGAGAGAAAGCAUGAUGGCACUUUGGAACCAUCCAGGUUCUGAUGUUACUGGAAUGGUGGGAAGGUGUGAGAAAGUUGUAAAUACAUGUGAAAAGCUACUUGGUGGAGAAGUCUACCAUUAUCAUACAAAGUUGAUGAUGAAAGAGCCUUUUACUGGAGGCAGCCAUCUGUGGCACCAGGAUUAUGGAUAUUGGUAUAAGAAUGGUUGUUUGUACCCAGAUAUGAUGACAGUAUUUAUUGCAAUAGACAAAAUAACAAAAGAGAAUGGAUGCUUACAGAUUUUACGUGGAUCACAGAUUUGUGGCAGAAUAGAACAUAUUAUGGUUGGAGGUCAGACUGGGGCUGAUAUGGAAAGGGUUAAUCAACUAAAAAAUGUCUUGAAAUUAGAAUAUGUAGAAAUGGAACCAGGUGAUGCCCUUUUCUUCCAUUCAAAUUUGUUACAUACAAGUAAUGCCAACGACAGCAAGUACAGACGAUGGGCAUUUUUAUGUGCUUAUAACAAGAAGAGUAACGACCCUACCAUUAAACACCAUCAUCCAUGCUAUACACCAUUAGAAAAGGUACCCAACAACGCCAUAAAAGAAUGUACCAACUUCAGCGACAUAUCAGGGAAAGACUUCAUGGAUCCUACCAAAGAUAAAACAAUCAAAGUGAAACCAAAAGAAGAGGAAACAAACUGAAACUUCAUUUCAAUAACAUUUUCAAAAACCUCAAGAUAUAUUGACUUUAAAAAAUCUUAUAUUAAAUAAUUUAUACAUUUUUGUACUAUUUUAGCUAAUUGUUAUUGUCAUUUUUCAAAAUAUUUAAUUUGAUGUUUAAGAUUGUAAAUAUUAAGAUAAAUUAAGAAUUAUUUUUUUUAUCAAUAGUACUGGGGAGUGUUUGUGGUUACAAGUGUAGUUGGAAUAUCUAAUCAGCUUGACAUUUUUAAGCGAGAAGUCAUUUUCAGGAAAGGAAAGACUUACACAGUUAAAUGUUUAACAAUACUGACCAAUCAUUAGGGCUGUCAGCUUCACAAUCUUAAUUUAAAUAUCAUGUAUUUCAUGAUCAAGUUAUUUGUAAAAGGUCAAAUUGAAAGUUACACAGCAAAUCAAAAGUUUUAUUUACAGUUGACUCAGCAUACUGUAUAAAUGGGUUUCCAUAUUGCUUUAAUUUGUAGUAAAAUUUAUAUUUUUUAGAGUAGGACCACUGUAACAUGCAUCUCAUAUGAACCAAUUAUAAGGCCCCCUUAAAGGUUUUGUAGGACUAUAAGAGCCAUCCUCCACGUAAAACCCCCAUGGGCAUUUUGAAAAGUUGGCAGGUAUGCCAUAUUAUUCUUGCUGCUAGACAAGAGGAAAGCUUUUUGUCCUUUUUAUCAUAUGCAUAAAACUCAUAGGAUAAAAUAUGUAUCAUGACUUUCAAAAAAAAUUGGCUUGAGAGUUACUGGUGAAGAUAAAUUCAGAACGUGUUUUUGGAUGAACCAAAUUGAAUUAGAAAAUGUUUUUUUUUAUAUUACAUAUACUAAAUACAUUUCAUAUAUUUCAGCAAUGUAUCUAUAUAAUGGGUAUGAUGAAUGUGUUUAUAAGAAGUUUAUUUUGUUCAUUUAUAAAGAUAAUGUUAAAUCAUAAUGUGAUUUAGAAAUAUUGUUUAUAUUUGUUUAAUAUGUAUGUUUUAUUAUUAUCUUUUUGAAAGAGAUUUUUUUUUAAAUUUAUUUGAUAUUAUGAAUGAAGACUUUGUUUCAAACGUUAACUGAAUAAUGGAUUUGAAUUCAAAACCUGUAAGUAGGGUAUUUAAUGAUUUUAUAUUUCUUAUAAACAUGCUUAUAUUAUAUAUGAAUAAAUAAGAAUCUUCUUUUGUACUUAUUAAUCAUUAAAAAUAGAAUACAUUGAAAAUAAUUGACUUAUUUUCCCAAGUUUAGCAGCCAUUAUAGAUAAAACCCUAGCUUUAAAGUCAUAUGAAACCAGUGAGUGGUGAAAAAUAAUGUUUAUCCAAUUCUUGAACCAAUGCAUGUAUAUAUCAUAAACUUAGUCUUCUGUGCACAAUUUUAUCAUUUUCUACGCAAAUAUAUCUUAUAAUCAUCAUUUUUUUUUGUCUCUGUCUGUUAAUAUGAUUGAACAAAUAUGGCUGCUCAUUGAAUGCCGUGUUUUGAAGCCAAAGUUUACCGAUUGUCACUGUAUAGGAAACAAAUAACAAAAAGCAUGGGUACUGAGCACGUGUUGAACAUGUACAAUCAGAUUAAUAUGUACAAUCAGAUUAUUGUUUAUUUUAAUGACAGAUCUAUGCGUAUUGCGAUCACUGGAUUUUUACAAGGAGGGUUACGCUCAGGUCACUAUGCAUAUUGAAAAUAUGUCAGCGAAUUUCUUCCUGAAAGCAAGCAAUCGGAAAUAAGUAAACUUCUUCUAAAUGAGGACAAAUUAAAGAACUUUCCUCAGAAAAAGUAUAUGUAUAUAAGUUGUAAAAUUAAAACUAUCCAUUUAGUUAUAAAAACAUAUGCAUUUUUUUUUUAAUUUGAGGUUUCUUAUGACUUUAAAUGCAUUGGUAUUAUGUUUAAUCAUGUCAAAGUUUUAAGGAUCUUUGAAAUGGACUUAUGUUGUUGUUAUUAUUGGUUAAAUGUGUUUAUAUAAGAGUUUUCAUCAUUAUUUUACAUAUUUAUAUGAUAUUAUACA
This is a messenger RNA of Mytilus trossulus (common blue mussel), 2882 nucleotides long. RefSeq names its product L-proline trans-4-hydroxylase-like. Lineage: Eukaryota; Metazoa; Mollusca; Bivalvia; Mytilida; Mytilidae. The record is from RefSeq and is a predicted model, not a curated record. The transcript has 10 exons. The coding region runs from base 51 to 920 and encodes 289 amino acids.